GUUUUGUAGGAAACGUCGUCUGCUAACGUGAGUUUAAUAAAAUUAAAUAAAAUUCAAAUGGGAACUGAAAACAUAGAUUAUGUAUCAGGAGAUACACAAAAUAAGCCAUCACAGCAAGAACCUCUUCUACCAUUUACUUUAGAAAUUUUGAAGUUAAUAAAAGACUGUCAGCAACAACACGGUCUUCGACAUGGAGAUUAUCAGAGAUACAGAGGUUACUGCUCCAGGAGGAUUAGCAGAUUGCGUAAAGUACUCAAAAUUCCUCAAGGAGAUCGUCGACACUUUAAAAAACGAGACGUUACUGAAGCUCACAUAAUAAAUCCAAAAUCUGACGAUAGAUUUCUACACAUUCCUCUUAUACUAGCAGAGAGAAAUUGGGCAUAUGCAAUGCAAUUGAGACAAGAGGCCAAUACUGAACCUAGGAAGAAGUUUCAUUUAGUUCAGAAAAUGAGAAAAGCAUGUGUGUAUGCUCUACAGUUGGAUGAGCUGUGUAAGCAAGAUAGAUGUGAUGUUCGGACUAAGCUAGAAUCACAAGCAUAUCUUGCUUGGAUUCAAGGCUCUCUUCAAUUUGAGCUUCAACUUUGGCAGCAAGCUGCUGAAAAUUUGAAGAAAGCCCAGGUAAUCUAUGAAAAGAUAUCAUCUACACUGCCUGAAGAGGAGCAGCUACCUUAUAAACAAAGGGUUGAAGAAAUUAGUCCAAGUUUGAGAUAUUGUGCUUAUAAUAUCGGGGAUGAGAAAGCUGUAGAUCUCUUGGAACUACGUAGUCAGGGAGUAUUGGAGAACUUUGAUGCUCUUGUAUCCCAGAAUAAAGAAAAGAAUGAGGAUGUUCUGUAUGAGGUGAAAUGGUUUAACCUGAAAAUUCCAGUCAGAAUAGAAAGAAUACGAUUAUUUUUAGUCAGUAUUGAAGGUUUAAAUGAAUCUUUAAACCAUGCUGAGGAUAAUCAGGGAAAGAUUAAGAUUUUAGAGAAUCUAUUUAUUGAUUUGAGAGAUAUAAUUUCAUUGGCAAGGGAUAAUUCUAGGUCUGAUAAAUUGACAGCCAAGCAAACAAAGGAAUAUCAGCAGCUGAUUGCUUAUCUGUUGUCUAUACGUAUUGAACGUACUUCCCAGAGGAAUGUUCUGCUAAUUUUACAGACAAGAAAACCACAAGAUUGUGUCCGUCUUUUAGAUAUCAACAUCCAACAGACUAACGAAUUAUCACAGAAUGACAUAAUAAAGGGCAAUACGAAUGCACAAAAAUACUACGAGUCCCAAAUCGCAGCAUAUAAAACUCUUAGAUAUUAUUAUCUAGCGAAAUCGCAAGGGGCUCAAAAACGUUGGAAAGAAGCUGCUGUUCUCUUGGAUACUGCCUACAAUUCUGCACAAGUGUUAAAACAAGGUAAAUUCGAAUUGGAAGUUAAAGAAAUUUUACAAAGGAUUGAAGACAAAUCACAAAUUGACAUCGCAACGGCUAAAGCUAACAUGAUAUUGGAUCAGAAACAAGAUGAAUCAACGAUACAGUUUCCACAAAGCCAAAAAACUUACAAAAGCAAGAAACCGUUAGUCGAAAGGUUGGAUGAGUUUAGGGAAGAUCCGCAGUUAUUGUCCAAAAAUCCCAAUCUUGUUACUCUGCCACCCGCUAUGGAACCAGUGCCAGCAAAACCAUUAUUCUUCGAUUUGGCUUUGAAUUUCGCCGAAUUUCCCGAUCUUUCUGAGAAGUUGGAUGAUGGAAAACCCAAACAGAAACAGGGAGCUGGUAUUUCUGGUUUCGUUAAAGGACUUUGGGGAUGGGGAAAAUAGGAAAUUAGUUAAUACAGAUGGUUUUAUAAGAUUUUCACAUUGUUUAAUAAAUUUAAUAUUACCUA
This is a messenger RNA of Diabrotica balteata, 1841 nucleotides long. NCBI's taxonomy places the organism in Eukaryota, Metazoa, Arthropoda, Insecta, Coleoptera, Chrysomelidae. The record is from the annotation of a GenBank genome assembly.